Talaromyces amestolkiae is the source of this 1368-nucleotide messenger RNA. RefSeq lists its product as uncharacterized. Lineage: Eukaryota; Fungi; Ascomycota; Eurotiomycetes; Eurotiales; Trichocomaceae. The record is from RefSeq and is a predicted model, not a curated record. The transcript has a single exon. Bases 1 to 1368 code for a protein of 455 amino acids.
AUGGCGCCCAGCAAGCCCGCUACUGAUGACAGCCAGAAGGCAAUGUUCCACUUUUUCAAGUCGGAAUGGUUUGAUUUCGAACUUGUGCGUCUGCUCGGAUUUGCUCCUUACGAGGGGGCAGAGAUCGCAGAAGUGUUGCAGGCGGUUGGGUCCAUCCGGGACAGUCAUCCAGAGAGCUGGCAUACCGCUUGGUUGCGUGCAGGUACUAAGACAGAAGCUCUGGCAGAGGAGGCGGAACGGACUGGAGAUCGUGUCGCUGCUCGUCGGGCAUACCUCCGCUCGUCGAACUAUAUCCGAGCUGCCCAGUACAUGCUCUCGAGUCGGCCUGGUCAUAUCGACCGUCGCGUGCUCCCGACAUUAGAACGUGCAAUUUCAAAUUUCCAACGCGCGACGUCGUUGAUGGAGGGGGACGUUCGCAUCAUCCACAUUCCUUAUGAGAAAAAGGUCAAGCUGCCUGGCUAUCUAUAUCUUCCCUUGGCGAACAAACGCGUGACAGAGAAGGUCCCUGUUUUGAUCAACAUUGGCGGUGGCGACUCUACACAAGAGGAACUCUAUUUUAUUAAUCCUGUUGCAGGCGUCGAAAUGGGUUAUGCCGUCUUGACGUAUGAAGGGCCUGGGCAAGGAAUCGUGCUGCGACGCGAAGAGCUGACCAUGCGACCUGACUGGGAAGUGGUAAACGGCAAAGUGCUCGACUUUUUGUAUACCUACAGCAACGAGCAUCCCGAAUUGCAACUUGACCUCGAUCGCGUCGCAGUGUGUGGCGCUUCAAUGGGUGGCUAUUAUGCACUUCGAGCUGCCGCAGACCCUCGUGUCAAGGCCUGUGUGUCUAUCGAUCCAUUCUACUGCAUGUGGGACAUAAUGAAAGGCCGAAUGCCUGAAUUUUUAAUUCACAUGUUUGAAACCGAUGGUGGUUUCGCACCUGAUGGCUUUUUUAACGGUCUUGUGGGCUUCCUGCAAUGGUCCAACUUCCAGGCCCGGUGGGAGUUCAAUCAUCUCAAGACAAUCUUCGGCGUAGAGCAGCCGGCGGAUGUUUUCCGCAUGAUGAUGAGCUACACACUUAGCCGACCCGAUGAUCAUGAAUAUCUCGAGCAGGUGCGCUGCCCAGUCUUCGUGACUGGAGCCGCAGCCGCCUUAUAUGCGAAACCAGAGUUCAGCACCGAGCGCAUUUACAAGGCAUUGGGUCAUUUGAAUGACGACCGAAAGUUCAAGUGGCUGGCGAAUGACGCCGCCCAGGGAGGKCUACAAGCCAAGGUGGGAGCAUUUGGAUUGUCGGCUCACCGGACUUUCGCGUGGCUGGACCAACAAUUCGGUAUUGAUCGUAAGAUUGUGUUGAGCGAUGUAGGUAGUCUUUCUAGCAUUGAUCAAUGA